AUGGACCCUCUCAAGUACUUAUUUGAGAAAUCGGCUCUCACCGGGAGGAUGGCACGAUGGCUACUGAUGUUAGCAGAAUUUGAAUUAAAGUAUGUUACCAGGAAGUCCAUAAAAAGAAGAGCUGUUGCAGAAUUCUUAGCCGAUUGCCCAGUCGAAGGAGGUGAAGAUGCUGAAUUUAAGUUCCCUGACGAAGACAUAAUGACUUUAGCUGAAGAUGUUUGGAAGUUGUACUUUGAUGCCACUGCUAAUCAGAAAGGGUUUGGAAUCGGCGUGUCACUAAUAGCACCUGACGGAUCUCACAUUCCGCUUGCGUUCAAGCUGAAUUUUGAGGUCACCAACAAUCAAGUGGAAUAUGAGGCUUGCAUUGUGGGUAUGGAAGCAACAAUUGAGAUUGGUAUAGAGAAAGUGGAAGUGGUAGGAGAUUCCAACCUGGUAGUGUCACAAGCCAAUGGUGAUUGGAAAGUCAAAGAAGAAAAGCUAAAGCCUUACCAUCAAGAUCUUGAGGAUCUCAUCCCUUACUUCAACAAAGUAACCUUUACUCAUGUACCGAGGCUCAAGAAUCAAUUUGCGGAUGUGUUAGCAACGUUGGCAUCCAUGGUCGAAAUUCUUGUUGGUGUGAAGCUAAGGCCAAUAGUGAUCAAACAAAGGGAUACGCCAGUAUACCAACAUGUCAUGGCCGUUGAUGAGUCUGAUGAUGGUCACCCUUGGUAUUAUGACAUUUGGAGAUUUGUGGAGAAAGGAGAAUACCCCAUUGGAGCAAGCAAGAAAGAUAGAGUCGCUCUUCAGAGAAUGGCAGCUCAGUACAUCAUUUGCGGAGGAAAUCUAUACCGGAGGUCGCACUGCCGUAUGCACAAGAUAUGCAUCCAUGGUGUAGAGACAAAAAGGGUAAUGGAAGAAAUCCAUGAAGGUGUGUGUGGUCCUCACAUGAACGGCAUGAUGCUCGCCAAGAAAAUUCUUAAGCAAGGAUACUUUUGGACCACCAUGGAAACAGAAUGUGUGGAAUACGUACGGCGAUGA
Rhododendron vialii is the source of this 1017-nucleotide messenger RNA. RefSeq lists its product as uncharacterized. Lineage: Eukaryota; Viridiplantae; Streptophyta; Magnoliopsida; Ericales; Ericaceae. The record is from RefSeq and is a predicted model, not a curated record. The transcript has a single exon. Bases 1 to 1017 code for a protein of 338 amino acids. Gene Ontology annotation, molecular function: nucleic acid binding; RNA-DNA hybrid ribonuclease activity.